UAGUUACCUCCUGUUUCGGUAUUGGUGCCAAAAAGAGCCUUAGCAAGAAAGGAAUAGACAAGAGCUUUUCCUCAAAGAACUUUUCAACGUAUAGUACGGACACUUCAUGACGCAUUCUCUCAACAUGGUGUGACUUCUCUAAAGUAUUCAACCGCAAGGACAAAAACCAACCGCAGCCUCCCAUGGCAGCUGCCCUCGCCAGCCCCUCGUCCCCGUCCACCCCGGUGCACUACAUGACCCGGGGCGCGACCUUCCCCACCCCCGGCCGCCCGGACCACUUGCUCUCCUCCAUCAGCCGGGACCUGGUAGAUCCGAGUGUGUUGAGUUCUCCGGCGCCGAAGGGAGUUGUUGCAUCAUCGAGGACGAGGAGCAAGGAUCAUUUGCUUUUGCAGAAUAACGAUCCGAAAAGUAUGAGGACCAGCACGAGGAGAUCCGGGUCCCGGCCAGGUUCAAGAGGAGCUCAAGCUGAACUACUGGAACAAACAGCAACUAGACGUGGAUCAUCUUCCUCCGCGAGUAGACCCUCACGAGAGAGGGACUACGAGCAGACAUCAGCUAGGCCGUCUGCCGCGGGAUUGAAGAAGACAAGCAGUCGGUACUCCACUGCCGCCGGCCGAGAUUCGGAUCAUAUGAGAACAGAGCAAGAAAGACGAUCCGGAGCAUCGCAACAGCGCUCAUCAAAAAUGAAAAGUGUAGCAAAGACGAGUCAAUCACGACCUAACACAUCUACUUCCAACGCGAGGGUUUUAUCGAGGAAAGAAAGCGCGGUUGCACCUGCAACCACAAUGCAGAACGCGGCUGGGCGACGAUCAGCAGCUUCGAAAAAAGCUACAGUGUCGGAGCGGUAUUCGAAAUACAGUGGGAGGCUAACAAGAAACGAUGAUCACGGUGGUGAAUCAGCAGGCAGUGAAGAUGCUAGCAGUUCGGAAGUAGCGCAGCAAGAGAGUUUCGAACAGGAGCACGAUUCUACCAUGCUGGAGGAUGCUGGCGAUCUCACGGUACAGGAGCAAUUGGAAGCAGAUGGCAGCGUCGUCGACGAAAACACUCUGUAUGUACGCGACAGCAAAGGCCGUUUUGUCGAAGUAGAGGUCGCAGCUGCAGCUCCUACUACCGCGAGACCACAGAAGACCAGCAGAUCGUCCGGAGCAAGUUGUAAAAGUGUGAACAAAAUUUCAACUGUUUCUUCCAGCAGAUCAUCCCGUAGGUCCACCACUGCGACGACUCCAAGGACCGCAUCUCACACCAGUCCCGCCGCGACCACGCCGGGGACUGAAGUCGUGGAGGGGAUGCUGGUCGUCCGUCCGUCUUCUAGUAGAAGAAGUGCUGCAGGAGCUGAAAGCAACAACAAGAACAGCAAAAAGCUUUCCUCCAAAGAAUUCUUUGCGGAGACGGUGCAGAGAACGGUCUCCGCGAUCAGCAACGCACUGGAGCAGUCGAUUGCUGGGAAGGCGUAUCAAAUGUAAAAAUGUCUGGGUCUGGAAGAAUGCAACUUGUCAUGCUAAAUCUGCAGCGUGCAAAAAUCUGUGUUGCAUGAUUACCAAAAGCCGUCGAGUUUUGACCAAGUCGGGAGGCAGUUUCUCAUGCAGGAUAGGCAUGAGAAAGGUCGCCCAGAAUCUGUCAUGCUGGGCCCUCCAUUCCAGACCUCAUGGGUCAUGGAAAAGCUGCAUUACAAAUCGCGCACUCUUCCAGACCCAGACACUUUUACGUUUGAUACGGCGAGCGUCGUGAAUGCUGGAGCUGGUUGUAGGGGGAGCGGCGUGUCAAUUCCGUCUUCUGUCGCCCACCUGCCGGGAGAACAAAUUCAUCCGGGCAGUGCAGUAAGCAGGAGUUCUGUAAAGCCUCCGUCUUUCCGCGGAUCUGUCAUCCCAGCCGCUAUGCCGGGCAUGGAGGACGAUGAAAUGAUCACCGGCGAUUUUGGUGACAUACAAAAUUAUGACCAGCGGCAGAGCGAGGUAGCUUUACCAAAUGAAGAGGAAACCAGCUUCCUCUACGACAAAAGUGGCCGACCGGUGAUGCCGUCACCUUUUGGUGCCUCUACUGCAGGCGCCACUUAUUCUGCGCACGGCAAUGGUGGUCGAUCCAGUGCUGCAGCGGGCUUCCAUCGAGAUCUGGGCUCCACGGUUCGAAACUCGGUGGCCACAUCAACUCCAUCACCUCUAACAACCGGUGCCGCGGCUUCACUUUUCUCCGGACAGCAGCAGAAACGGUUGUCAGGACCGGGUAGUACAACUGCGCGAACGCUGAACCAACCGACAAUGUUUGGAGCUGAACCGCAGGAACAGGAAAGCUUAUUGACAUCGAUGAUUGGAAGCCAUCGCGUGCGGGGGUUCUACGGUAAAGUCAUGAUCGUGUUUGUGUUGAUUGGUUGUCCUUCUUGUUUUGCAUGACAAAGUUGAACGGUAUUGCUUUCGGAGCAUAACAAACUGAAACCGAGUGAAGAUUUCCACACAUGCCUAUAGGUGAAGACGUCGACUGGUGCAAGCCAUACUACAUUGUGGAUGAGGAAAGCUGCGCGACUAACAUGCAGCCCCCGUCCCCCGUCCAGCUAGAUUUCAAUGCGAGCAAUUUUGUGAAAAAUGUGGAAAGUUAUAGACAGAACCAGGAUCAUCUCCCUUUCACAAAAAGCUACACGACAUUCACGACUUCCAGUAGGACGAACCAACCGCAACAGCGGCAGCAGCAACACCAAUCUGCGCCUUCGGUGAAGAUGCACCCUCCGGCGCAUGCGCAACCACCGCCGCCACAGCGGACCUGGUCGAGCCAGACACUGUUGGCAAGCAACACUCAUUUCAACACGAAUCUUGGUCAGCAGCAGGAAAACGAGAUGUUGGUUGCGAACGAUUUCAGUAGCAGAAACAGUGGCCAGGGUCAGAGUAUGAAUGUAAAAAUCCCAACCCCACGCACCGUCUCCUUUGCGGAGCGACAUCACAGUAUUCUACCGGAUAAUUACGACCAGGAGAGCGGGAGCGGGAGCGGCUCCAUGGACGGAUUUAAUAUCUUCGACGAGGCCGAGCUGCAGGCGAGGAUGCUGAAAAGGGACAGCAUGGCCUUGAACAGUGGAAGAUUGAUGAUGGCGUCGGCUGCGUCUACGUCUGGACCAGCUGUGUCGACUUCGACAACCACUUCUUCACGAUCAAAGCUACCGAAUAAAGCUUGUUCAUCGUCUUCAUCAAAGCGGAAAAAACGCGAGAAAACGGAAAAGCGACAGCACAGGAGAAAGAACAGAAAGCAUCGCAGUUCUUCGAGAACAAGUUCGGGCUCUUCAACUUCGUAUGAGGACGAAACGGACGAUGGCAGUCGGAGAGGUACGAAACGCGGUGACAGCGACAGCGACGGUGGAAGAUCGAUGAAUAAACCCACUUUAACUCGGACAAAAUCUUCCUUCAAUAGUUCUUCGUCGAAUCUGUUAAGUCAACAACAAAAUCAGCAGCAGCAGCAGGAAUUUCUUCAACAACAGCUCCCCCCGCAACGCCUCUCCACCCAGGAUUUCCGGUCGCCCGCGAGUAGCUUUGGGGAUGAAGAGCGGAAACUCAUCGAGCAUGGCGUAGUGAAGGAACCGAGUUUAAUGGACGGGAUGGGUAUGCGAUAGCAAUACAAAUUUCCCAUAUACGACGUACAGAAUGCAUGACAAAUUUUGUCAACUUCGAGGAUGUCACUUGUCAUGCUGAAUAGAAUUGAAAGGAACUUUUGUCAUGCAGAAGCCUUUGGUCAUGCUUUUUGUAUGCGAGGCGAUGGGUUACCCGGUCGGCAGAGCCGAUCCACAACGAACGAAAGAAGCCGCAUCUGUUUUAGUUUUUGUACGUGACCACGUCGUGUGCGGGAAGUUCUCUCUGCAUAACAGUAGACUUACUGUUUGGCGGGAAUGAGGAGGACGAAGGAGGUGAUGACGGCUUGAAAUUUUCUGCGCAAACAAACUCUACUUCAAAGAAAGCGCCUUCUUCCAGUAAAAACUCCGCGCUGAAGAAGCGAAAGCACGGCCAAGAACAUCAACUCCAGCAAGGUCGUCAAAGUGGUCAAAAUCGAAAGAAUAAGUUCCGGAACAAGAGUUACAACCGAACCAGUGCUAGUAGUCGUGCCGCAAGUAGGCGCAGAAGGAGACACAGAUCCGGGGGAACGAGCGGAAGCUCGGUGUCGCAAAGGAGACCACGACGAAGAAGUACAAACAGGGACGAUAAAGACAAGGAUCGAAGUGGCCGGAGAGGUGAUAGGAAGAAGAAACACAUCAAGACUGCACCUCCUUCGAGAAGACACCGGUCGGGCAGCACAUCUGGGGACGGGGAAGUUGUAGAGGGUGAAGAUUUGUUCGAACAAGAUGCUGAGGCUCAUAACGAAAUCACGUCUAGUCGGGGAAGCUCGCGCUCCACAUCAAGAUCACGAUCAGCCUCGUCACGAAGCGGCCACUCGUCGAAACGGUCCGAUGAACGCGGGGGCGGUGGAGGAAGAAGGAAAAAUCACAAGCGUUCGGACAGAGAUCGGCAUAAGAACAGAAAGAAAGCCAAGCGGAAGCAGGGCUCGCAGGAAGAGGAAGAGGAUGAAGAGUGAGGACGGCGGGUUUGGCAACCACGCUGCUGGGCUUCAUAAUUUCUGAGGUCAUUACACACACAUGGAGCAAAGUGCCUUUCUUGCAGCUGAUUCUUCUGUAGAACCAAAGAAGCCCGUGCUGUCUGUUUCGACGAACACUAUGUUGACAAAUUCGUUUCCGAUUUAGAGGAAUUCCUUUUCAAGAGAAAGACUAAGACCUGAGGUGAAGUUCCUCAUUGUCGAGUUUUUUCGGUAUACAAAUGAACACUAAUAGCGAUGAAGAUGUUGUUGAUGUCUGACUUCUGCUUUGUCAAGUCCUCAGCUAUUUUUUCGUAGGUGGAUCGACUUCAGUACGGAGUAAAUCAAAAUGAAGAAGUUGCCCAGCUAGAGAAU
Molecule: messenger RNA, 4914 nt
Organism: Amoebophrya sp. A120
Lineage: Eukaryota; Dinophyceae; Syndiniales; Amoebophryaceae
Source: the annotation of a GenBank genome assembly